ACUUAUAUUUACCUUUUCUCAUCUUAUUAUCUUUAAGAUUCUCGAAAUAUGCGUGACAGUGUUAUUGACGAAUCUCUCUAUCCGGACUGUACAGACGAGAUUCAUGAAAUGGGUCAAGAAGAAUAUUUAUCUGAAGAUGAUGAUGAAUAUGACAAGAACAAAGAGCUUGAACUCGGUUCCGAUGAGUACAUGCAUUUACCAAAUAAAAGUCAGAUUGUUACAUAUUAUUACGAUACAUUUUGAUUGUCAAAUGGUCUAAAAAGGCCCAUAAUGUUUGUGCUUUUAUAGAUCAACUUUUGAACCUAUGUCUUAGGAUGUAACCAUUUGUUAGUCGAACAUUUACUUUGAUUUAUUAUAUAAUGUAUUUCAGAAACGGUUUUUCAAUCACUCUCUCUUAAAUAAUCUAUCAAUAUCUCAAAUAAAAAAUUGUGUAUGUCAUUUAAAUUAUUAAUAGUGCAAGUAACUUGACUGUUUCGAGAAGUAUCAUUACUUGUUAGAACCUGACUUUAAAAUAAAGUUUAUUGUAAUAUUUCAGUCGUAAAACCUGUCACAGUGAAAGCUUUGGGUGAAUUCAAAGCUCGUUUAGAUGAUGAGAUCAUGUUUAAGAAAGGAGACAAACUGACCGUUGACGAUGACAUAUUGUGUCAAGGUCAUACUUGGGUACCUGCAACACACCAAGCCUCAGGACAGACAGGUUUUAUACCAAGUAGAUUCGUCAUUAAGGAUGACAACAGUCUAAGGUCCCAAGAAUGGUGGUUUGAUUUAAACAAAGAAGAAACAGAGGAACGCCUUAUGUCGCCAUGCUACAAACCUGGAACAUUUCUGAUCAGGGAUUCAUCCGAUAAAGUAUCACUGGUGUUGUCAGUUAAGAGCUUUAUUCCAGAGACCCUUGUAGCAUAUGUUUACCAUUAUAAAAUCAAACGUUCAGAUCACGGACAAUUCUUCAUAAGUCCUACAAAUCCGUUUGCCAACAUACCAGAUCUUAUUUCCUUCUACAGAA
This is a messenger RNA of Mercenaria mercenaria, 1000 nucleotides long. RefSeq names its product tyrosine protein-kinase src-2-like. Gene Ontology annotation, molecular function: protein binding. NCBI's taxonomy places the organism in Eukaryota, Metazoa, Mollusca, Bivalvia, Venerida, Veneridae. The annotation marks the transcript as partial. The transcript has 5 exons. The record is from RefSeq and is a predicted model, not a curated record.